AUUUCCGACUUCCUACUUGUUCCUCGGUCUCCGUCUCUUUGAUCAACACCGAUCCUUGUCUCUGUCUCUUUGUGGAGUAAGACAUAUACCGACAUAUACCGACAUGUUCCCCCCCCUUCAAGGCGCGGCAGUCUGUUCGAGGGUUUCUGCGUAUGCGCCUCUCCUGCUGGCGGAUGUGCCUGGCGAGUACAGGGAACAAGAACACGAUGGAUGCUCUGCUAGAAAAGGACCGAUUUGGCUGUCUGGGCUCUGGGUUCUUGUCUUCCAUGAGCGAUGAUACGCGGAUAAGGGGGGGCACUGAUAGCUCCAUAUGGUAUGGAUGUACCUUGGAUGCACGCCGAGGUGGGUGUCUGGUGUGAUGGAGGGACGAAGGGAUGAUACAAUAGGAGACAAUUCGUAUACACAGACACUCUUGGUCUUUGACGUCGUAGUGCAGGAAGAGGCCGCAAAGACUCUUAUAGAUAGAGCAGAGUCAAGCAAAGCAAAGCGAAGCAAAGCAAAGCAAAGCAAAGCAAAGCAAAGCAAAGCAAAAGAGGGCAAAGACGAAGCAGGGCAGAUCAGGACGAAACAGACAAGACCGAGCGUACUGUACCUCAAUCUACAUCCCUCCCCGCUGUCUGCACGUACGUCAAGAGGUAGACUGCAAGUAUCGAGGAGGAUGAUUGCUGUGAUUCUGUGAUUUCUGCUAUUCUGUGAUUUAGCCGGCAAAAAGCAACGGGGCCAACCCACAUUUACGACGGGCAUCAUCCCAAAGGACUGAGAGUAAGGCCGAGACGAAUCACAGUGCUCCCGGUCCAUCCUCAACCUCG
Amorphotheca resinae ATCC 22711 is the source of this 809-nucleotide messenger RNA. RefSeq lists its product as hypothetical. The transcript has a single exon. The record is from RefSeq and is a predicted model, not a curated record. The coding region runs from base 311 to 679 and encodes 122 amino acids. NCBI's taxonomy places the organism in Eukaryota, Fungi, Ascomycota, Leotiomycetes, Helotiales, Amorphothecaceae.